Molecule: messenger RNA, 1502 nt
Organism: Rhopilema esculentum
Lineage: Eukaryota; Metazoa; Cnidaria; Scyphozoa; Rhizostomeae; Rhizostomatidae
Product: putative RNA/DNA demethylase ALKBH6
Cellular component (GO): nucleus
Source: RefSeq, a predicted model, not a curated record
CCGUAUUUAAUAACAAAAUGGCUCAUGCACCUUAAGCACUGAUCAGUGACAAUAAGCAGUUAUCAGCGAGCUUGAGCAAAACGAUUAUAUCAUGGAAAUUGAUAAAUUUCUGGUCACUCAGGUUUCACCAAAAGUUUUCUAUAUCCCUGAUUUUGUCUCUGAAGCUGAGGAAAAGCUGUUGCUAGAAAAGGUCUAUGAUGCUCCAAAGCCAAAAUGGACACAGCUGUCUGGUAGAAGACUACAAAAUUGGGGAGGUCUUCCCCAUCCAAAGGGCAUGGUACAAGAAGCAAUGCCACAGUGGCUGACCAAGUACACCGAUAGAGUGGCAUCAUACGAUUUUUUCGAUGGCAGGCUACCAAACCACGUUCUUGUCAAUGAGUAUACAGCUGGACAAGGCAUCAUGCCUCACGUCGAUGGUCCGUUGUUUCAUCCAGCGAUUACCACAAUUUCGCUAGGCUCACAGACGCUUCUAGAUUUCUAUCGACCAAUAACUGAUACCAUUUGUGGUGAAUCGGACCGCAUUUGUGGAAAUCAGGAGACUGAAAGUGGUUUUGAAUCUCGGUACAUUAUGUCAAUAUUGUUACAUCCGAGGAGCCUUGUGAUAUUCAAAGACGAUAUGUAUAAGGUUUAUUUGCACGGAAUCAAAGAAUCAACUACAGACACAAUUACAACUUCUGUAAUUAAUCCUGAUCCAAGAAAGCAGCUUGGCAUCGGGGAAACUCUCCAGAGAGGCACCAGAGUGUCACUAACUAUUCGAAAUGUCCCAAAGGUCCUUAGACUAAAGCUUGGUCUACAAAAAUGAUUGUUUGCCUCAAGCAGUAUCUUUGACAACAAUUAUUUAGAAAUUUAGCAUCAACUUACAGAAACUAGAGAAAACUCAUUUACUGCAAAAUGAGUAUGAUUCUUGGCUAGAUUUCAGUUAAAUUUGAAGACAACAAAUGGCAUUGAAGAUGCUUCAAUAUCGACUUCAAGACAGGAGUUUGAAAAAAGAUUAAACAAUUACCUUCAAUGUUUGGAAAGAAGAUAAGGCAAGAAGACUGGAUCAUUGAUGUGUAUCAAUUGAAAUGUAUAAUAAAUUAUAUAGCAAUUAAUUUACAAGCAAUCAUACAGGAAUAUAUUGUUACAUUCAACAAAAGCGUUCAUCGUAGAGAUUUCUAAAUGAUAUUUUCAGCAUUCAUAUACAGGCUCCAUAUUUGCACUCAAAUUGGUAUUAAAAUACCCAAGAACGGUAAGCAUGCAAGGCAGCUUUAAGCUAAUGAGCUCACAAUGACAUAUUUAUGUUAUUUUUCAUAUCAUCAUCUGCAAUAAUAGCAGGCUGCCAUUUGCACCAACGACCUUGAACUUCACUCAAAAUAAGUUUCUUCAGAGUUCAACAAGUUUGCCGAAAAGAGUGUUGGUUUGUAAGCAAUUACUCUUGCCCUUCUAUGGCUGACUCAUGGUGGGGUGAGUAGCUCUUAAAAUUUGCUAUUUGGAGUUUUUUAGAAAUGAUAGAUAUCAUUUUU